Molecule: messenger RNA, 534 nt
Organism: Thermothielavioides terrestris NRRL 8126
Lineage: Eukaryota; Fungi; Ascomycota; Sordariomycetes; Sordariales; Chaetomiaceae
Exons: 2
Coding region: 1-534 (177 amino acids)
Source: RefSeq, a predicted model, not a curated record
AUGGACCUUCCAACUUCACCACUACCCCGAGCACGACCGCCCCGACCGCUUCCCCCGCCAGCGCCCUUCCCGCCCGCGUACAUCAGCCCACCCUCAUCCGCGUCCUCCCUCCUCCCCGAAGAGCUGACCGCCCCCGACGCGCUGCGCGUCCCGGUCUCCUGGCGCUGCGGCACCUGCGCCGCCACCCGCCCGGUUCUCGAGUUGAUGACCCGGCCGUUCCUCUCCUCACCACCAUCACCAUCACCAUCACCACCGCCACCACCAUCAUCGUCAUCAUCAGCAGACAACGCCGCCGCCCCGACAAGCGACAGCGGCAUCAUCACCACCUGCUGCGCGACCCCCUCGCUGCAGGCCGUCUACGACCAGUUCGGGCACAUCUACCUCUUCUGGCGGGACGACCCGGCCGUGGCCGACCUGCGGGACCCGCGCAUGGCGCGCGAGGCGCGCCGCCGCGUGUGGAGCGCCGGCGGCGCGUGCUGGGAUGCCGUGGUGUCCUCGUCCCAGGCCUCGAGGGCAAUCCAGUGCGGCGAGUGA